Messenger RNA from Mytilus trossulus (common blue mussel), 1622 nucleotides. Its product is annotated as mitochondrial substrate carrier family protein ucpB-like. Gene Ontology annotation, molecular function: transmembrane transporter activity. The transcript is spliced from 6 exons. Gene Ontology annotation, biological process: transmembrane transport. Bases 339 to 1262 code for a protein of 307 amino acids. The record is from RefSeq and is a predicted model, not a curated record. Lineage: Eukaryota; Metazoa; Mollusca; Bivalvia; Mytilida; Mytilidae.
UUCUCUAUACGUGUUAUUUUCACUGUAUCAUGUGUACAUAUCCUGUUGUAAUCACUAAUUAAUGUACUUUCAUGUUUAAAAAAAAAACACGUGUUUUUGAACCGUUACUUCGUCGUGUGACCAAUAACCUCUAACAUAUGGUCAUCGUGUACAGGAUAAAUCAAUUUCUUGAUCUAUACGUGUGUGAUUUGAUGCUACAUGCAUCGGUAAACACUAUUUUUAUAACAGUCAGCGAUGCGUCAAAUAAGAUUAAAUAACAUAAGAUGAUAAAGAGAAAAUAAAUACUAGUAUAGAACGGAAGAUAGAUGAUAAGAUAAGUGUAAAUCAGGGAAUUAAUUAUGAAGAACGAGGACAAAUGGAGAUUUGUAUUAGCAGGUGUUUCCAAUAUGUGUGGCGCUACAGCUACAAACCCAUUAGAUGUAGUUAAAAUUCGAAUGCAAUUAGAAAAUGAACUUACUCGACAAAAAGGACUUGACGUUUAUAGGAAUAGGUAUUAUGAGGGUGUCAUCAAAGGUGGAAUUCAAAUUUUCAAAGAUGAAGGAUUCCGAGGUUUAUAUAAAGGUUUGUUGCCGUCUGUGAUGAGAGAAGCUCUGUAUAGUGGAAUUCGUUUAGGUGCAUAUGAGCCAAUCAAAGUUCUCCUUGGAGCAAAAGAUAAAGCACACACGCCUUUGUGGAAGAAGAUUUGCGCGGGUGCAGUUUCAGGUGUGAUAGGCAGUUCGAUAGCAACCCCUACUGAUCUAGUGAAAGUUAGGAUGCAGGCAUGCACGCAUGGACAUUUGACGGGAGACAAAACACCCCGUUAUAAAAACACAUAUUCAGCUUUUGCAGAAAUAAUUAGAAAGGAAGGAGUAAAAGGAUUAUAUGUAGGUGUUGGACCAACUGUAAAAAGGGCAGCAAUUCUUACGGCUACGCAGAUCCCAAGCUAUGACCAUACUAAACACACGAUACUAAACUUGAAAUGGAUGGACGAAGGGCCACUAUUACAUAUUAUAUCAUCUAUGGUAGCUGGUUUCAUGGCUGCGCUUACAACCUCGCCAGUAGAUGUCGUCAAAACAAGAAUCAUGAACCAGAAAUAUGAACAUCACCACGAGAAGGUUUAUACGGGGACGUUCGAUUGUUUGAUGAAGAUUGUCAAAACAGAAGGAUUUUUAGGACUUUAUAAAGGGUUUAUACCGAACUGGAUGAGAAUUGGUCCUCAUACUGUUAUAUCAUUCUUUAUAUUUGAACAGUUAAGACGAUCUGUUGGGAUGGAUCCUGUUUGAUGUGAAAAAGGAAUAGGACUGUUUUGUAAUUUAGUGUUUUUAAAACGCUUCUCAGGGAACACAUACACGGAUUAGAAGACGGAUUAAUAUAAGCACUUGUUGCUUGACGGAUUAGUGUAAUCAUGUGUUGCUUGUGUCAAUGUGUUUAUAAUUUUACUUGUAUAUGAUUAUUCAUAAUGAAAUAUUGUUUACACCAACACAUACACGUGUAAUCCAGACAUUUUUAUUCAUAUACAGAUAAAUGGUGUUUUUUAUACAGUUAUAUUUCCAGAAAUUUAUUUAUGUACGGAAUGUGUAUAACAGAGAGAGCGGAUGCAAGCUGAUAUUUAAGUUUUGUAUGUGCAAUAAAAAUUAAUUAUA